Dibothriocephalus latus is the source of this 342-nucleotide messenger RNA. The record is from the annotation of a GenBank genome assembly. NCBI's taxonomy places the organism in Eukaryota, Metazoa, Platyhelminthes, Cestoda, Diphyllobothriidea, Diphyllobothriidae.
AUGAAAUCGCUGGUUUCCCGCGGAUAUGCCAAGAAGCGAUUUGCAUGGAGGACAUACUAUUGGUUCCUGACUAACGAGGGCAUAGAUUACCUCAGAGAAGUGUUGCAUCUGCCCGCCGAGGUUGUGCCCGCUACCCUCAACAAGCCUCAGGCUGAGAGCCGCCUUCUUAGUGCUGGUGGCCCAAUGGGAGGUCCUCGUUCACAGGGUGAUGGGAGAAUGGCUUAUCGGCGUGGUCCCGCAUUCCCUGGCGCAGGCCAAGCUGAAGCCGGCAAGGAUGCUGGCGUUGUUGGUGAUGGCCAGGUUCACUUCCACAGUGGCGCUGGUCGUGGAAAGCCCCUGUAG